This is a messenger RNA of Sarcophilus harrisii (Tasmanian devil), 7719 nucleotides long. RefSeq names its product terminal nucleotidyltransferase 5D (gene TENT5D). NCBI's taxonomy places the organism in Eukaryota, Metazoa, Chordata, Mammalia, Dasyuromorphia, Dasyuridae. The record is from RefSeq and is a predicted model, not a curated record. Gene Ontology annotation, biological process: mRNA stabilization. The coding region runs from base 785 to 1957 and encodes 390 amino acids. Gene Ontology annotation, molecular function: RNA binding; poly(A) RNA polymerase activity. The transcript has 3 exons.
GAUUCCCUUCUUCUGGGUUAAAAGGACAACUUUAUAACUCUUUUAAUGAUCCCUUUUUUGGCUUUGAGAGACAAUGCUGGUCAUAUUUUCACAAGGGACUAAGUCCAGGGGCUCCUAUUUGGGAUUUUGCAGAGGUUCAGGGUCAGAGGUAUAGUACUGUAACCCUAUUAUGCUCCUAAUUCUGGUUCCAUGAUUCUGACCUACCCCUGUUCUUCCAUAGCCCUGGUCAUUUACUUGUAGGUCAUAUUUGUGACCUUGUGCCAGAAAAAUUAUCUAUUGUUCUUACUACUUAUUUGGGAUUGCUACAAUCUAGGACACUUUUGAAAUUUUUGUUUUUAGGGAAUGGUUUUCAGGGAACUAAGCUAUAUUGUUUCUUUCUUCUAGAGUGUACUUUUUUUUUAAACGCAACGUAACUUAAAUUUGCACAAAUUGAGAUAACUGGCAAAUAGAGCUUGAUACUUUUUUCUUCCCAUUUACUUUCUGGAAGCAAUUGUAUGCUUUACCUAUGAGCUACACCACUUUUUCUUAGUUUAAGUGAUACCUCUUGAGAACAAAUGAGAUAUUUUUGUAGGUACAUUAGUUUUUACAACUGGGAGAGACCUUGAAGCUGAUAUCUUCAGUAGGCAGCUGACUAGGAGCCGGGAAGGUGUCACAUCUCCCCUCUCCAGCUCCGAAGGCUCUGGGUGAGUGGUAAGGAGAGAAGGAGGAAGACUUGGAGUGUGGAGAAGCAGCAGCAGACUCUUCGGUCUUCUUUGGACGGGUUCGUUACCCUACAGACACAACAAUGGCUGAAAGCUUAGAGAACAGAUUCAGCUAUCUCAGCUGGGAUCAAGUUAAAAUACUAGAUGAUGUGCUAAAUGAAGCAAUACCGAUUCAUGGAAGAGGAAAUUUCCCAACACUGGAUGUGAAGACAAAGGAUUUCAUCCUUGUGGUACAAAAUGAGCUCCAGAAAAAAUCAAUUGUCAUCAAAGAUAUCCGUCUGAAUGGCUCAACAGCUAGCCACAUCCUCGCAAGGCAGUGUGGAACCACUUACAAAGAUAUCGACAUCAUUUUUCGUAUCGCGUAUCUAGGCGAGCAUGAAUUUCACGUUGUCAAGGAAGUUGUUCUGAAUUGCCUGCAAGAUUUCCUACCAAAAGGCGUCAGUAAAGAAAAGCUCACAGUCCAGAUCAUGAAAGAUGCUUAUGUUGAGAAGAUGGUGAAAGUUUCCACUGAACAUGAUCGCUGGAGUCUCAUUUCUCUGUCAAACAACACUGGGAAGAAUAUGGAAUUCAAGUUUGUUUAUUCACUCAGACGUCAAUUUGAAUUUAGCGUCGAUUCCUUUCAGAUAAUCCUGAGCAACCUUCUGGAUGUCUACAGAGAUGCUGAUUAUGUGUUGACCGAAGAAUCCUCCCCUGUGAUUGUGGCCGAAAGCAUGUAUGGAGACUUCGAAGAAGCACUGGAUCAUCUGCUCCGCAAGCUCAUUUCCACCAAAAAUCCUGAAGAAAUUAGAGGUGGAGGCCUUCUCAAGUACAGCAACCUACUCGUCCGUGACUUCAAGCCAGUAUGUGAGACCGAAAUCAAAACUCUGGAACGUUACAUGUGUUCCAGAUUCUUCAUCGAUUUUCCUGAUGUUGCAGAUCAACAAAAGAAGAUCGAGUCCUACCUGCAUAACCAUUUCAUAGGCGAAGAUAACAGCAAGUAUGACUACCUGAUGACCUUGCGUGGUGUUGUCAACGAAAGCACCGUCUGCCUCAUGGGACACGAAAGAAGACAGACCCUGAAUAUGAUCACCAUCAUGGCUCUGAAAGUGCUCGGAGAACAAAACAUCAUUCCCAACACAGCCAACGUGACCUGCUAUUACCAGCCUGCUCCCUAUGUUACCGAUACAAAUUUCAACAAUUACUACAUGGCUCAUGGACAUCCAUUCAUCUAUCAGUCAUACCCACUGCAUAUUCAAAUGCAGGGUGGUUUGGGUUAAGUGAGAUUAGAGCAGAGAAUCAGCUGAAAUAAAGACUUCCUGAAAGCAAGUUUUCAAAUCCCAUUGAUUUCAGGAUCUUUUUUUUUUCAGCUUACCAGUUAUUUCCUAUCAGUCCCAGUUUAUACCAUUCAUCAUCCAUAAAGACAGCCAAGAAUAAAGAAACCAAAUUACAAAACAAAAAAACUGUGACUUUACCAUUUAUAAUGACUUUUGAAUGUUCCUAAGAAAAGAAUCAGAAGUAUUUUCAUCUCUGAUGGAAAAGAAGAAAAGACUAGUUCCCAAAUACAGAUGUGCAGUGAUGCCAGGUGCCACGAAGUUUCCUAAAUAAACACUACCAGAACCACGUGUAUCACUUCAACCUUUCAUUUACCACGUCAAGAAAAUGUUCAAGUAUUUGACAAAUAGAACUACCUAAUUUCAGAGAUCCCAGAUUCAGAAGAUAUUAAGAUGAUAGCUGCAGCAAGCAUGGAUCUUCUUUGAAUCAAAUAUACGGUCAAACACAAAAAUGUUACCUUACAUAGUCCAAAAGUUCUUUUUUUGAGAAAUCAGGCUGUUCAUCAUUAUCUUACAAAUGAGAUUUCUGUUUAUCAUUGAGUUGACAAAAUUCUUUUGCGAGUCUAUGUGGCUGGAAAGAUAAAAAAAUCAUCUGCACAAAAGAUAUGAUGAGUACUUGUGCAGGUGAUUUGGGUUUCCUCACUCAAUGAAAAAUGACAAAUUCCACAUGCAGAAGCGUUCUGUAAAUAAUUGUCCAACUAAAGCAUAAGCUAAGUGGCAAAAAGGGAAUGAGACCAGACAGGGUUAUGGCAUUUUGAAAAUUUUCAUAGUGGCAUUUAGUUUCCUUAGAGAUAGAGAUGUGUAUGGGUUAGGAGCAGAUGGCCUCAUGAACAGGCAGUGAAGUAUUUUCAGUUUCUUUUUUGUCUUUACCAAAGAUCAGUUUCCCACAUGCCACUUGAGCCACCUCCCUGUGUCAGUUUACCCUUGAACGCUGAAAUUUAUUCUGCAAGUAAACCUGCUAAAGGAUGGAUUCUCUGAUGAUCAGAUAUGUCUUUUGCAAAUCCGCCUAUGAGAUAUAACGUUUUUUGUUUUUUGUUUUUUUUUCCUCCUCUUCACAUACUUAAUUCACCUGUGAACAACAUUCUGUCUGGGGAAAGAUGCAGAGAAGUUGAAGGAUAUGUAUCCUCCAGGGUGAACGUAUGUAACACUGGUGGAAGACUUCAAGAUUUUUUUUUUGGUUUCUGAUUUGCAUUCUGAGUUCUCCAUUUUACAUUGUGUUAUACAGUUAAACUCAUUAUGCUGCUGCUUUUUUUUUUUUUUUUACAAAUCUUAUAUUCAUUUUUAAACUAUUAAGUAUUUCAAUAAGGUUUUGUUUUCUAUUAGUACCAGACCCAAAAGUACACAGAUCUGUAAUUUUCAACUACACAAUAUUUUUGAGAUCUAACAUUUUUCAUACCAUCACACAAUUAACACACGUCAGGAGGACCCGAGUUCAAAUCUGGCCUCAGACACUUAACACUUCCUAGCUGUGUGACCCUGGGCAAGUCACUUAACCCUGAUUGCCUCAGUCGGGUGGGGGGGGGAGAUGUUAUCUGCAAGUAGCACUUCACUUUGAACCCUAGCUAUUUGAAAGUAUUUGAGUAUACCUAACUGUCAAGAAUCUAUCUGUUUCUUAAUGCGAAUUUCUUAUAGCCUACAAAGAAGAAUCCCCAAGAUCUUCUGCUGAAGAUGUUGUCACUGGGACCUCGAUUACUCCUGGCAAAUUAACUUCUCUAUGAGACUUUGAUGGCAGCAAUGUGCUUUUCCAUUGGAGGACAAAAUUUACUGACAUUUCCAUAGUUUCUGUCAAGUGGAAACCCUCACCCGAAACAAAGAAGGUACUAAUGGAGAGACAGUCUUUAAAUGGGGAUUAUGAAUGGUCUUGGUUUUUUUUUCAGGUUUCUGCCCAACCAUCUGCCUAAAAUGUUAUAUGUUGAACAUUAGAAUCUCCUACUGCAUAAGCAAUUCAUACAGAGUAAACUAGUGCUUUGGGAAGCCUUAUUAUUUCAGAUCAGUGAGAAAUUAGUUGGGACAUUUCUCACUCAGACAGUUGAAUAGUGACUUUCAGAUCUCCUGCAGGAGUACCGAUUCUAGACUGUGGCUCAAUAUUGGACAGAAUUCAUUCCAUCAUGGGAAAUGGGAUUUCCCAACCCAUGACCAUCUUUGCAUGUAUUCUAGGCUGAAGCUUACUAUGUUAGAUUGACUUGUCAGAAAACCCAUCUGAAAGAACAUCUUGGUUUAGUACUAGAAUUUCACCUGAUGAAACAAUGUUAGUAACCCAUGAACAUAGGGUUCUUGGUACCAGGAUGUUUUUAUAUUUUAUGACUUUCAAACCUAUCGUCAUCUGGAAGAGUUGUAUGUGUGUGUGUGUGUGUGUCCGAGGUGGGGUGGAAUUUAUUACUUGUAUGUAAAAGCCUUUCCUUAACUAAUAUGUUAACUGUCCAUAGCGGAGAAAAUUGGGAUAAAAAAAGAUUUAAGUUUUUUGGUUAAGAAGUAACCUGAGUUCAUUUUAAAACAUGGAACAAGAGCUAGAGCAGGUGGGCAGCAUUGCUCUCAAAUGCUCUCUGACAAAAAAAAAUCUUAUGUGAGUUUGGUGACUUGAGGAAAGGGACUAACUAGAAUUUAUCCUGAUACACUACUUACCACAAUUUAAUUCAUGAUACAUAUCAAAACCACACACUCACAUACAAGCACACAGGGAAGGACAAGAUAUAAAACGUAUGAAGUCAUUUUUUGUCAAGGAGUUGUUCUGUUCAGUGUAGUAUUUCAUGGGUCUAUUAAGUGUUAGAAACAAAGAAAAACACCCUGUGUUUGUAUGUACUUUGAAGGAGCAUCAAGUAAUAUAGGUGAGCUAUCGUGAAUGCUCUUCUUCAUUUCCACAGGGAUUAAAUAAGUCCUAUGACCCACAUACAGCCAAAACUCUAAGGCAAUGAUUUCUACUAUAAAAAUAAGACUUCAAAAAGCAAUGAUAAUUCAUGGAGUAAGCCCUACCUGUUUCCUCCAGAUCUCUUUUACGUUGGAGUUAUUUUAUCUCAAUGACAGCAAAAGCCCUUUAAAUAUGAGAUUGUGAAAAAUCAUAACUCUUUUGAUGGUCAGAUUUCAUUCUUUUUAAAUGCCUAAGUCCAUCUUUAUCCACUAUCCUUAGUGCCUAAGUCCAUCUUUAUCCAGUGUGAAAAACAUGAUCAUCUUUUGGGUAAAUAAUACGGAUAACCAAAACAGAAGCUGAGCCUGAGAAGUUUUUUGAUUUUUUGAAACCUAAAAGCAUGUCUUUAAUUUAGUACAUCAUAGCCAUGAAAGUCAACACAUAUUUACUGAGUUGAUGAGAAUACCUCUAAAGAAAUUUCCAAAUCUUUAAGAUAAUCUUUAUAUUUCCUCCUUUUUGACACUUAUUUGCCCUAAGACUGAACAGUCAUAAUUUUUACUUCUCAUAGCAUGAGGAACUCUUACCUUUCCUACUACCUGCCAACAUUAAUGAUUCCACUCCCCGAGUGGAGAAAUUCCAUUUAUUCCCACUCAGUGUCUUUAAAAAAUUAAAAGAAAUCUAUAUCAAGCUUAAUGCUUAGCCUACUAACCAUCAAUCCUUGCCUAGGGCCAAGCAGGAUUUUGAUUACAAGCAGGGCAGUCUGAUUCAAUGAAGGAGAUUUCCACACAGUUAUAGGUGGAGAAUCCAGUUUUAAGAGGGGUCAGAUUGUUCAGAAUUUCCCUUGUUGGACAGUAGCCUUAACAAUUCACACACUCUAAUUCCGAAGAUGAACGUGUACUUUUCAAUCUGAAUAAAGCAGUAAUUCUAGGCAUUUUAAAGGAGGAAAAUCUCUUAAUUUGAAUGCUCAAUCAAAAGAUGCCAGAGUUGAGAUUGGUGUGAAAUUGCACUUUGAGGGGAAGGGGUUGAAAGAGUUAAUGGGCUGGCAUCUUAAGCAAAUUUCAGAAAAUUAUUUUUUAAAUGAUCAAAACAUUUUUAAAAACCAAAUUUAGUUUAGAAUUAAAAUUGUGAUGUAUACGUCAAAAUUCACAAAAUAUUUUUGCAAAAAUCUUUCCCACAGAAUGAAACUAUUUUUAAAACGAAUAUACCUUUACAAAUAACAGUAGUCCAUUUGGGGGCUAAUUUGGGUUCAACAUAUUUCAAAAGGAGAGCCUUCAGAUUGCCCAUAUUCUGUCAUUGCUUAAAUUUGCUCUGCCUCAGCCUGCUAAAACCGGGGAGGAGCUAUACUUGUUUGCUGGCCACAUUUUCAGGCUUGACUUGCACGUAGUUGAUACAGCUUGGUAUGCCAGUUGACAGAUGACUAACACUACAGCUAAAAGUGACACAGAGAGCUCAGAAUUGUUAAAAAAAAUUAAUAAAUAAAUAAUAAAAUAAAAAAAAAAUUUGCUGCUCCUCUUUAAAAAAAUGUCAAGUGCAUCCGAUAAAACACGCUUGCUUUUUGCCUGUGAUGGGAUGCCAAAGUGAAGUGAAACAAAGUUUGAAUUGGCUCUGGACAGCCCAGCCUGUUUGUGGGAGGGCAUCCUAGUACCUGGAAGUUUCAGCUUCAUCUAGAUAAGACAAAGUGACCCAAUUCAAUCUGAAUAUCUGUUUCCGAUUUAGGACAGCUGCCCUGUGUGGUUGCAGCCUUAAUUGUUUUUGUGAUUGAGACACCACAUUAUUUCUCUUUCAUGUCGUGUCAAAAGGCUAAACGUUAAAGAGAUACAACUACAUAAAAUAUGCUAAGAAAAGAGAACAAAAUUUAAACAGGUUGGACAUCUUUUGAUGCAAAAGGGGCAGAGAUUUAGUCCCUGUAGCUGAAACAGUCCAUCCACACAUCAUACAUUAAUAAAGAUGGAUCACAAAGAUACUAUACAAGUGACCAGCGCUGCUCCUCGUGGUCUAUUUAGUCUUAGACACCAAAGGGUCUAGCAACAUAAAGAAGUGAGAUGAUUAAGGUCGUUUAACCUUAAAGAAAAUACAGGAAGCAGGAGUUACAAUUACUGCGUGAGGAAUAGUUUAUAUGGAAUAAAAAGGGAUAGAAACAUCAGUUACCCAGAAAUCUCAGUGAAUUUGCUGAUGACCUGUGAUUUUCUGUAUUGUUCCAUCAGGAAGACCUGUGUUUUCACAUGAUAUACAACAGUUGGUGAGAGCAGUGCAUUCAUAUAGUUUUAAGAGCAGUGCAUUCAUAUAGUUUUAAGAGCAGUGCAUUCAUAUAGUUUAAAAACAAUGCAUUCAUAUAGCUUUAUAAGGGUUUUUCGGUGUCUUUAUCCUGUAGUUUAUUUUGCCAAAUUUUUCAUUUUUACUACAAUCAUUUUGAAAUGUUUUCAAGUGUUUGCCAUGAUUCUUUAAGUGAAAGAAAGUUGUGUGGAUAUCCCAGAGAGAGCUUCUGUGAGGUGAUUAUGAAAUGUUUAGAAUCUGAUGGCUAAGAUAUUUAGUUAUUUUUAUUUUACUCUUUAUGAUAAUCAAAAUUUGAAUGGUCCUUUUACUAUUUUCUGAUUAUUGUAUCUCAGUAGAAAUUGCAUGUUCUGUUUUGGGAAGUAUUAUUUCAUUGUUGACAGAAGUUGUAAUACAAAAACUGUCAUUUUUGUGGUGAAAAAAAUCACCCCAAUUUAAAAAAAGCACCUAAUUUCUACCAUUGUAAGCAUAUUCUUAUCUAAUAGCACUUACCCCUUGUUUGGUUAGAUGUGUUUUAUGCUUUUCUGUGAAUUGUGUUGAGACUCUGUUAUUAGAUUAAAAUGAGUUCUGAAAUAAAAGCACUGUGAAACAUGCA